ACAUGUAACUCCUUGCGAAGAUGGCGGCCGCCGGAGGAGAGCCUUCUACUCAGAGUGUGUCGGAUGAAUUAUUUCAAAACUUCUACACAGAGGUGAAGCAGAUCGAGAAGAGAGACUCCGUUUUAACCUCCAAGCAGCAGAUUGACAGACUGCUCAGACCUGGAUCAUCAUACUUUAAUCUCAACCCCUUUGAGGUAUUGCAAAUUGAUCCGGAAGCAACAGACGAGGAACUGAAGAAAAGAUUUCGAGCGCUGUCCAUUUUAGUCCAUCCAGACAAAAAUCAAGGUGAUCCUGACAGAGCACAGAAAGCCUUUGAAGUUGUAGACAAAGCGUACAAACUUCUGCUGGAGCCAGAGCAGAAGAAGAGAGCUGUAGAUGUGGUCCAAGCAGGAAAGGAAUAUGUGGAGCAUAUGGUAAAGCAGAAAAAGAAACAGCUGAAGAAGGAUGGCAAAUCACAGGAUGUGGAGGAGGACGAUCCAGAAGUAUUUAAACAAGCUGUGUAUAAACAGACCAUGAAGCUGUUUGCAGAGCUUGAAAUCAAGAGGAAGGAAAGGGAAGCAAAGGAUAUGCAUGAAAGGAAAAGGGCUAGAGAAGAGGAAAUCGAGGCUGCAGAAAAAGCAAAGAGGGAUCGAGAAUGGCAGAAAAACUUUGAGGAAUCAAGAGAUGGGCGGGUGGACAGUUGGAGGACCUUCCAGUCCAAAGGCAAGACCAAGGAGAAAAAGAGCAGGUCCUUCCUUAAGCCCCCCAAAGUAAAGAUGGAACAGAGGGAAUGAUGCUGCAAAACUGUCUAUAUAAAUAAAAAUCCAUUUUCCGUGUAUCCUCACCUUGUUUGUAGUCGCGCGUAAUUGUCAGUCACCAGGUUACUUUCCCUGAAAAACAUAGUUUUGUACUUCAUUUUCUAAUGUACAUAUUUGUGGUUUGGAGCCAGCGGUGUUACUUUUGUUUGCGUCAGGAAAAAGGUGAUGAAUCUUCCACUGUUGUAACUUAAGAAUUGUGUGGUUUGACUUUUUGUAAAAAAAAAAAAAAA
Nematolebias whitei (Rio pearlfish) is the source of this 1027-nucleotide messenger RNA. It is a transcript of the gene dnajc8, whose product is annotated as DnaJ (Hsp40) homolog, subfamily C, member 8. Lineage: Eukaryota; Metazoa; Chordata; Actinopteri; Cyprinodontiformes; Rivulidae. Gene Ontology annotation, cellular component: nucleus. Bases 21 to 773 code for a protein of 250 amino acids. The record is from RefSeq and is a predicted model, not a curated record. The transcript is spliced from 9 exons.